AUUGUCAUUUGUUUAGCUGGUCAACCUAAAACUAUUAUUUUUCACUUGCUGCUUGGCCAACUAUCAAAAGCAAUUAGGAUCAAAAUUAUUCAAAUGAAUGGAUCGAGCAAGAAUGAAGUAAUAAAAAAACAGUAUUGAAAAUGAACAAUAAAGUGGUUGUGAGGUGAGUAAAAAAUGCUUCAACAGUAUUAGUAAUUACAUGUAAAUGGUAAUUUAUGUUAGUUGCAUGUUUUGAUUGUCGAUGAUUGACGGUUUACUUGAGAUACAGUUAAAGAUACAUGAGGGAAGGGAGGAAGACGAAGAAGACGAAGGAAAGAAGGGAGGAGAACGUAAAGGUACGAGUUGAUUAGAAUCACCAAAAAAUUUAUUAUGACAAGUUAAACUUCCGUUGACUGUUUGCAGAAGGUAAAAAAGGUACAAACUGGUUUCAGUUAUGAUAUGUUAUGCUGCUAAGUAUUGAUUUGUAUUGAUAUGUUCAAAUUAUGAGAAUCAAAAUGUUGGUUAAGUUGAAGUGAUCCAAGUGAUUUGGAUAUUGACUUGUGUUGUGAUUCAUUUGUUUUCGUCAUUUCUCCUACUUUUACCAUUUCACUUUUUAUUUUGUGUCCAAUUUAUCCAUGGAUUGAAUAACAAUGACUAGUUUGGAGUUGAUUUGUUGGUUAUUUGUCAUCUUUAUGGUUAUCCUUGAUAUUCCCGUGGUCAAUUCGGGACCUGUGAGGGUUAAAAUGUAUGAUCAUCGGGCUGAACACGAUCCAAAACAUCUUUAUGGUACCGGUCCUUGGAAUUAUUAUGGCUAUGGUUAUGGUAUUGAAUAUGCUUAUAAGCCUGAUGGUACUUUCAACAGGGAAAAGGGUUAUGGUUAUCUAAAAGCAUUUGGCCGAGAUUUUUGUAAAUACAAGGAUACAAGACGUUGUCGUAAAUCAAACUCGAAGCAAACUGUGAAAAUAAUCAACAGAGGUGAACCUUUUUGGGGUCAACCUCCAGCUGAGAUUAUCAAGGAAAGUGAGCCCAAUAAUGAUAAAAAUGUGCUCUUAAUGAACCCCGAAAUGAAAGUUUGAUUGUUAUCUUUGAAAAUUGUUAGUAUUCAUGUGCCAUACAUUAAGUUUAUUAUUCACAAUGUUUAUUGUCAAAAUAAAAUUGAAAAAAUUGUUAACUGUGAUCAAGCUUCCAUGCAUUGACUGGACAAAUGA
Molecule: messenger RNA, 1187 nt
Organism: Tetranychus urticae (two-spotted spider mite)
Lineage: Eukaryota; Metazoa; Arthropoda; Arachnida; Trombidiformes; Tetranychidae
Source: RefSeq, a predicted model, not a curated record